Molecule: messenger RNA, 2664 nt
Organism: Musa acuminata subsp. malaccensis (wild Malaysian banana)
Lineage: Eukaryota; Viridiplantae; Streptophyta; Magnoliopsida; Zingiberales; Musaceae
Product: protein ALTERED PHOSPHATE STARVATION RESPONSE 1-like
Source: RefSeq, a predicted model, not a curated record
ACGAAACGCCCCGCUCUUCUUCUUCUUCUUCAGCACACAAACAUUGGACGAAUCAAAUGACACGACUACCCCUACGAUUCACCCCUUUCUCCGCAUCGAUCGGCCGAAAAGAAAGCCUUUUACCGUUUGGCAGUCAUUUAACGGUCCCAGAAAUAGAAAGCGCAUGACGCAGGGGCAGUGUAGUAAAAUGGACUUCAUGCACACUGCCCAAGACUCCAAUGUCCCUCUCAUCCCCCGACGACUGCUCUGUUUCCUCCGUGCCUCCAUUUCUCUUCCAUUGCAAUCAAGCGGAAGAGAGAGACGAAAAGAACCUGAUGAGGCUUGGAGUGUUGCUCACAGUUCUUCUUCUAUCAAGGCAAGCGACGGAGCUCUGCGCGCCUUCUUCCUGCUGCAAUAACGCUGUACAAAAUCUAGACUUAAGGCUUUUGCAUUGAUACGCUUCGGUCGCCAUGAACAGUUCCUUCAGGGAGUGGAUAUUUGCUUGAGAAGAGCAAAGGAUGGAAGCAAGUGGAAGAAGAAAGCGGUAGAUUUUCUCACAGAGGGGAAAAAAGGAGCCGCCUUUGUGCUCCAAUGGCCGGAAAAGAGAUUUAGGGUAGGUCGAAGAAGAAGCACAAGGGGGGGAAAAGGAGGCGUCUUUCCUCUUGGAACAGCCUUACACGAAGGAGAAGAUGGGUUGUUGGCAUUCCAGGGUCGAGAGGCAGGAGGCGGUGUCGCGGUGCAAAGCCCGGCGGCGAUACAUGAAGCAGCUCGUGCGGGGGCGGCGAGCCUUCGCCGCCGCCCAUUCCCUUUACCUUCGCUCUCUUCGCGCCACCGGCGCCGCUCUCCUCCAGUUCGCCAACGCCGAGACCCACCUCCACCACCAGCUCCCUCCCAUCCCGUCCACUUCCUCCUCACUGCCACCCCCACCCUCCCCUCCUCCUCCUCCUCCUCCGCAGCCGCCGCCUUCGACUUCGUCGCAUCCCCCGGUGAGCCCGAGUUCCGACAACUGGACCUCCUCGGUCACCGCCUCUCCGAUCCUCCCCCCACCACCGCCUCCACCACCCUCAAGCUGGGAUUUUUGGGACCCCUUUGUCCCGUCCUCUUCCCGGUCGGCCACCGAGGAGGAGUGGGAGGAGGUUACCACCACCGUUUCGGAAGUCACCACGGCGCCCGCAGUGGGGCCGCCACCGUCGGUGGUCAGCGGCUACUCCAAGGAUUCAGCCAGUGAGCUAGCCAUGGUGGUUGUCCCGAGAGGCAAAAAGGAUCUCUCCGAGAUAGUCAAGGAGCUCGACGACUACUUCCUCAAGGCGGCUGAGGCCGGAAGCCGGGUUUCAUUCAUCUUAGAAGCUCCACUCUGUGACCUAUCUUCCAACCAAGACCUUGCAGGUAAAAUGCACGCUUAUGGCAAGAAUUUGAGACACUUGCAUUGGUCAUGGAGAUCCAACUCGAAGGCUACUGGUGGUUUCACUAGGUUUGGGAGGUGCAGGGAGGAGAUGGGGAGGGGAAAUGGAAGUGGAGAUGGAGGAGUUGGAAGUGGUCACAUGAGUCAUACCUCCACCAUGGAGAAGCUCUAUGCUUGGGAGAAGAAGCUCUAUCUUGAGGUUAAGAAUGCUGAGAUGAUCAGAGAGGAGCAUGAGAAGAGGAUGAGCCUACUGAGGAAGCAAGAGGCCAAAGGCAUGGACUAUGUGAAGGUGGUGAAGAACAAGAUGGAGAUUGAGAGACUGGAAUCCAAGAUGAUGGUAGCCACUCAGGCCAUAGAGACCACUACCUCUGCAAUCAUUAAGCUGAGGGAGUCUGAGCUCUCCCCUCAGCUUCUUGAACUGGUUACUGGAUUGAUGGGCAUGUGGAGGAGCAUGUAUGAGUGCCAUCAGGUCCAGACGCACAUCGUUCAGCAACUGGAGUACCUCAACUGCGCACUGAGCACUCGUCCCACGAGCGACAUGCGCCGGCAGGCGGCGCUCCAGCUCGAGUCGGAGGUGGAGAAUUGGCAUGUCGCCUUCUGCCGCCUUGUCGACUCCCAUAGAGUCUACGUCCAUGCUCUCACCGGCUGGCUCCGCCUCUCCCUCUUCUACCACCACCACCACCACCACCACGGUCGCACCACCCCGGACAUCCACCCUCUGUGCGAGGAGUGGCAGCUCGCCCUGGAUCGAGUUCCUGACAGAGUAGCCUCGGAGGGGAUCAAAAGCUUCCUGACCGUGGUCCGCGCCGUAGUCGUUCAGCAGACCGAGGAGCAGAAGCAGAAGAAGAGGUCGGAAGCGGCGUUCAAGGAGCUGGAGAAGAGGGUGGAACAGCUCAGUUCACUGGAGCGCAAGCGUGGCUCCUUGGAGUCGGAGAAGCGCGCGGAGGUGGAGGCUCUGAAGGCGAAGGCGGAGGAAGAGAGGAGCAAGUACGAGAAGAGCGCCGGGGUGACGAGGGCGAUGACGCUGAACAAUCUGCAGACGGGGCUUCCCCAUGUGUUCCAAGCAAUGACGGGUUUCUCGGGUGUGUGCAUGCAGGCCUUCGAGUCGGUGUAUCGCGUGCUCGAUCCCAAGAGGCUGCUGCUGCUGCCUUUGGGAAGAUGAGGAUGCGCCGAACUCAGUCUCGUGCAAAUCGGACACCGUUGGCGGUGUUGUCCUCUCAAGGCUUUGCUGGGAUACUUGUGUAGCUGUCCUUUCCGAGUUAAUAGACCACUUUACCGUUUCA